Molecule: messenger RNA, 2196 nt
Organism: Cyprinus carpio (common carp)
Lineage: Eukaryota; Metazoa; Chordata; Actinopteri; Cypriniformes; Cyprinidae
Product: intraflagellar transport protein 56
Exons: 18
Coding region: 311-1984 (557 amino acids)
Biological process (GO): intraciliary anterograde transport; intraciliary transport involved in cilium assembly
Cellular component (GO): ciliary basal body; ciliary base; intraciliary transport particle B
Molecular function (GO): protein binding; intraciliary transport particle B binding
Source: RefSeq, a predicted model, not a curated record
AUUUAUGUUAUAUUUUAACCAUAUUUUGAUUAAAAACACAAGGCAGAGCGAUGCGCAUGAAUCCUAUCACAUGGCGGUCUUCGUCAUUGAUCUGUGGAAGAAUGGGUUGCUUAGCAACAUCGUGAUGCCGCGCAGCCAAACAUGGCAGUCGAGAUUAGCAAGAGAACAUUAAACAACAUGACGAGAACAUUUAUGUAUAAUUUGAUUUAAUUCAGGAGGAUUUCUGGUGAUAAGAGUGCUAGUAAAAGGACUGGCUAAAUCUAGCCUAGUUUCAGGAUCGUGUGUUCGUGGACAGUAAAGCAUCAUCACCAUGCUCUUGUCUCGGAUGAAACCUGCCGUGGGUGGUGAAGCCUCCACCAGCUCUAAUGAGAAGAAACGGAAAAAUAAGAGCAAAAGGAUUCCAAGACUUGAGGAUUAUCUAAACCAAAGAGACUAUUUGGGAGCCCUGACUCUCUUAGAGUUUCAGCGUAAUGGCGGAGUGUCAGUGGAGCAUGCAGACCUUUGGAUUGGCUUCUGUGCCUUUCAUUUGGGAGACCACAAGAGAGCAAUGGAGGAGUACAAAGCCCUCACUUUGAGGCCAGAGUGUCCGGUGGAUGUCUGGGUAUAUCUGGGCUGUUCGCUCUUUUUCCUGGGGCUUUAUAAAGAGGCCGAGGAGGCGGCAUUAAAAGGGCCAAAAACUCAGCUUCAGAAUCGCCUGCUCUUUCAUUUAGCUCAUAAGUUCAGUGAUGAGAAGAAGCUGAUGGGUUUCCAUCAGAACCUGGAGGACGUGACUGAGGAUCAGCUGAGCUUGGCUUCCAUUCAUUAUAUGCGCUCUCAUUACCAGGAGGCCAUUGAUAUCUACAAACGCAUCUUACUGCAGAACAGAGAAUUUCUGGCCCUGAAUGUGUAUGUGGCUUUGUGUUACUAUAAGCUGGAUUACUAUGACGUGUCUCAGGAGGUUUUGGCCGUGUAUCUGCAGAGCAUUCCUGACUCUACUAUCGCCCUCAACCUCAAAGCCUGCAACCACUUCAGACUCUACAAUGGCAAAGCUGCUGAGACGGAGUUGAAGAACCUGAUGGAUAUCUCUUCCAGCUCGUUUCAGUUUGCUAAAGAGCUCAUUCAGCACAAUCUGGUUGUGUUUCGUGGGGGUGAGGGGGCCUUGCAGGUUUUACCUCCUCUGAUUGACGUCAUAUCAGAGGCCAGACUCAACCUGGUCAUCUACUAUUUCAGACAAGAUGACAUUCAGGAGGCCUACAAACUCAUCAAAGACCUUGAGCCCACCACACCCCAGGAAUAUAUUCUGAAGGGGGUGGUGAAUGCUGCUUUGGGACAAGAUAUCGGAUCGAGGGACCAUUUAAAAAUUGCCCAGCAGUUUUUCCAGUUGGUUGGAGGCUCAGCCAGUGAAUGUGACACGAUACCCGGCAGGCAGUGUAUGGCCUCUUGCUUCUUCCUGCUGAAACAGUUUGAGGAUGUGCUUAUAUAUCUCAACUCAGUCAAGAGUUACUUCUACAAUGACGACGCAUUCAACUUUAACUACGCUCAGGCCAAGGCUGCCCUGGGAAACUACAGGGAGGCUGAAGAGGUGUUCCUGCUCAUCCAGAACGAGAAGAUCAAGAAUGAUUAUGUUUACCUGAGCUGGUUGGCGCGCUGCUACAUCAUGAAUCAGAAGGCUCGACAGGCCUGGGAGCUCUAUCUCAGACUGGAAACCUCAUCUGACCCUUUCAGCCUCCUGCAGCUCAUCGCAAAUGACUGCUACAAGAUGGGGCAGUUCUAUUAUGCAGCUAAAGCAUUUGAUGCUCUAGAGAGACUGGAUCAAAACCCUGAGUACUGGGAGGGGAAGCGUGGAGCAUGUGUCGGGAUCUUCCAGCUCAUUCUGGCAGGCCGAGAGUCCAGAGAGACACUGAAGGAGGUUUUGCCGAUGUUGAAGAGCACUGGCAACCCACAAGUUGAGUACAUCAUCCGCAUCAUGAAGAAAUGGGCCAAAGACAACAGAGUGGCUCUCUGAUCGCAUUUACAAAUGCAGUAGUUAUUAUUGGAAAGCUACAAUAAGUGCAGCCACACUAAAACAUUUACUUAGUUAUAAGAAUCAUAUCUUUUUUUUUUUUUUUUUUUUUUUCAGUUGUUAGAAAGAGAAAACUAUAUUUACAAUGUAUCCAUGCCAGUGAAUGUUUUCUGUGAGAUGGACAAUGUAACAAAUAAAGUUUACAUCUUUUCUUA